Paraglomus occultum is the source of this 1002-nucleotide messenger RNA. The record is from the annotation of a GenBank genome assembly. Lineage: Eukaryota; Fungi; Glomeromycota; Glomeromycetes; Paraglomerales; Paraglomeraceae.
AUGUCGCAUUUAACAGAAGACGACAGCACAAUAGAGAGAAAGUAUGUGAAGGAGAAGAAAAUUGGCGAGGGUACUUAUGCUGUAGUGUAUCAAGGAAAAGAAGCGGCUACUGGCAGAAAAGUCGCAAUAAAGAAAAUCAAACUCGGUCAAUCACAAGCGGGUGUUAAUGGAAUAGAAUUAUCUGCCAUUAGAGAAGUAAAAAGCCUACAAGAAUUGCAACAUCCGAACAUAAUCGAAUUGAUAGAUAUAUUUUCACAUAAAACAAAUCUCAACCUUGUGUUGGAGUAUUUAGACUCUGAUCUCGAAAUGAUUAUCAAAGAUAAGAACAUUGUGUUCAUGUCGUCCGAUAUAAAAAGCUGGAUGUUAAUGACUUUGAGAGGAUUAGAUCAUUGUCACAAAAACUGGAUUUUACAUCGAGAUAUGAAACCGAAUAACUUGUUGGUGGGGAAGGAUGGACAGUUAAAACUAGCUGAUUUUGGACUUGCGAGAGAUUUCGGGGAUCCGAUGGCUAAGAAUAUGUCUACUCAAGUGGUUACGCGAUGGUAUCGCGCUCCGGAACUUCUUUUCGGCGCCAAGCAGUAUGGCUAUGCGGUUGAUAUGUGGUCGGUCGGUUGCAUAUUUGCCGAACUGAUGUUACGAGUACCUUACCUGCCCGGUGAAACAGACAUUGAGCAAUUGGAUCUGAUGUUUCGGGCCCUAGGAACGCCGACGGAAGAAGAUUGGCCGGGUUUCAAUGAAUUGACACAGAUGAAGUUUCAAAAGUAUCCCAAGACACCGUUGAAAGCGUUAUUUACCGCCGCCGGAAAUGACACUUUGGAUUUAUUGGAAAAGAUGCUCAGCUAUGAUCCGAAUAAGAGAUUGACAACGCGCGAGGCUCUCAACCAUCCAUAUUUUCGAAAUAAACCUCGUCCAACACCUCCGGGAAAGCUUCCGAAACAAGAAAAGUCCAACCACCUGAACGAACCCGUAUCGCCAUCUUCGUCAUCCGCAUCGCCAUACUAA